AUGUCAGCGUCAUCCGUCGCAACGCAAGGUAAGCCUGCUUUGACACUCGACGUCAAUCUCGGCCCUUCCGCUUUCGCAGGCAUCGGUGGUUCUGGCACCAGCACCACGCCACGUGCCCACCAGAACGCCAUCAACAACAAGAUUCACAAUCAGAUACACGCGUCUACGUUCGGUCCACAGGCCGACUACACGUCCAACAACGAUCGCGCCUACUCGCACGAUGACUUUGAGCAACAACCGGACAAUGGUGGCUUCAGUAGCGACGAAGAUGCGCAGGACGUCUACGCCGCUGCAACCAGCAGACUGAAGGCUGGUAGCUCGAGCGCUGGCGCCAGAGCCACCCGCGACGAUGCUCACACGGCAACACGCGCUCAACUCCAUCAACACAACCUCAACCGAAUCUCUGAUGCUUCUGACUACAAUCAGCGUGACAGCGUCGAUGUGUACGGUCAGGACGAGUAUUCUCAAGACUCGCAGUACCGCCACCAUCAGGUGGCAGACAGCAUUCACGACGAGAUGGUCUAUGAAGAUGAAGAGGAUGGCGAUGAGAUCGAAGAUGACGAGUCCGACCUCAGCUCUAGUCCCUCCAUUCCAGACGAAAACAUCGACUUUGACCUCGUUUACGCUUUGCACAACUUUGUCGCGACCGUCGAAGGUCAGGCGACCGUCCACAAGGGAAACAGUCUCACGCUGCUCGACGAUAGCAACAGCUAUUGGUGGCUCGUCCGUGUCCUUCGCACUCAAGAGGUCGGCUACAUUCCCGCCGAAAACAUCGAGACUCCCUUUGAGCGUCUCGCUCGUCUUAACAAGCACAGGAACGUCGACCUCACCUCAGCCACCGACGACGAUCACAUCCAAGUGCCAGAAAAGAUCUUCACCAGCCAUCUCGUCAAGGCUAGAAAUGCCACGGGCACCGCUGGCGUUUCGCUCCACUCCGGCAAGCUCUCUGCUCUCUCCCGGCGUGCACAGGGUGCUCCAGCUCCUCUGACCAAAGAGCAGAAGCGUAACAAGCGGGGCGUCAUCUUUGGUCCCUCGACCUAUCUCGAGCACAGCGGCGACGAGUACUCUGAUUACGACCAUGACGGAGAAGAGCAUGACUUGGAGUACGAAGAAGAUCCUGACGCCGUUUACGAUGACGAAGAUGAGCUUGGCGCAGAGGAGGCAGGAGACGACAACGACGAUGAUCAGGACAGAGACGGCCAAGACCACGAACACGAAAACAUCGGCUUCGACAAGAUGGAGCCUGAUGAUGGUAUGGAGUGGGAUGCGCAGGAGGCCGAGCGCAUUCAACAAAAGCACCAGGAAGUCCUGCGUUCCAGCAAUUCGGAGGAUCACCAAUCUACAUCAAUCCAGCAACAGGCCGCCGAAGCUCAGCAACAAAUCAUAUCGCAUCCAUCGUCGCAACAGCACACCAGAGCACUGACUGUUCCGUCACAAGCAUCUGCAGAACAGUCUCACUGGGCCAACGGCCGGCAAUAUCAGCAACAAGCACCACAGGGCUCCAGACAGCAGCAAUAUUCAGCCCAGUAUCAGAAUGAUGACGAUGCAUCCACCAAUGCUAAUGGACGAUCAUCGAUAUCAUCGCAUCAGCUCGCCGUUGCUGGCCCUAGCUACGGCCCAUUGUCAGCUGGUAAACUCGGCCCUGGUGAGCACGCGCGCACUGCAUCAGCAGAACGUUCCGUCUCUAGCAUUCAUUCGAACGGCUCGGUUAUCUACGAUGCCAACGGCCGUCCUACGUCCAUCGGUAUGAACAGGAACAGUAGCUCCAGCAGCAGCAGUAGCUUCCUUCCUUCGCAGAUUCAGCGCGAGCGUGCCAAUUCCGAUGCCAGCGCCAAUUCGACCGUCCUCGCAACCGAUGCUUCCUUGUCUUUAGACAAGGACAAGCGCAAGAGCAACCGCAGCAGCAGAGGUAACGACAGCUACGAUACGAGCGACGACAAGGCCGGUAAGAAACGUUCGGGCGUCUUCAGCCUCUUCUCCAGAAAGGACAAGAAGGAUCGCAAGAGCGGUAACUUUGACGAUCGAGACAGCAACUUGGGUAUCAGCUCCGAGGAUGGCUUUGUCGCAGGCAACGCUCGUGGGCGCAGCAGCCCUGCUGCUGGUGCCAACCCUAUCAACCCUGCAGUCCAAGCCGCCAACGCCGGCCUUCAGCCUGGUCAGAGUAUCGGCAUGGGCCGUGCCGUCCAGGAGCGCGACCGCGCCACUCAAGAGGCAUAUGUGAGACAAUUCUUGUCUCCCCAGAACAGCAGCGUCGAGCCCUCCCCUGUUCCAGGCUCGGCUGGCUUCGAAGACAAGAGACGCAUGCCACGUCCUGGUUCCUUGGUCGGCCCAUCAGGCUCGACGCCUAUGCUCAGCGUGCUCCGCGUGUUUGCCGGCGAGGGCGUCGACUCGGACUCGACCUUCAAGACGGUCUUGCUCAACGAAAGCACUCGCUCCAUCGAUCUACAGCGUCAGGCUCUGCAGCGCUUUGGCGUCGACCUGCAUGCCAUGGACCAGUACGUACUGACUAUUAAGCGUCUCGAAGGUGAUGAGCGACCUUUGGACGAGGACGAGCAUCCGCUUCAGCUCUUCAACACGCUUACCGAGAUCCUUCAGCAAGGCCAGGUGACCGUGCCUAGCGUCAAACGGUCCAGUGUUGGCUCCAUCUCAUCCAUCUCGUCCAAUCUCAGCACGCAUCCAGCCAUCGCUCGGCUCGGCAACGACUUUAGCGAUGACCACGCGGUCAAGUUCUACAUCAGCAGGCGCGAUCGACUACAAGGCUAUGUUGAUCUCAGUGGCAAUCACAGCGUUGACGUGUCGGGCCAAAUUGCUAAUGUUUCCGACCUUUCCAUGUCGCAGGACAACAGCAAUCCGACUUCAUUGAGCCUAGUAGGUGACGAGAACGCCCCAAGCAGCCACUCUUCGCUGCUUACGGGCGAGACGACUGAGACGGUCCAGAGUCCCACCGCACGAUUCGCGUUACGGCUCGUGAUCUACGCCUCUGAUCUUCCCGAAGGUGUCGUCUUUGAUCCGCAGUCGAACGCGCUAAUUCCUGCUGCUACGCUUCGCGAGCGUAUGUCGGAUCACCCAGAGACGUUGACAGAGUCCAACUCGCAGCAUCGUUUCCGCGAAAAGAUCCUCACUUUCCCGCGCAACACGACCGUUGCCGAAGUGGUUGAGGAAGGUCUCGACCGAUUUGGAAUCGCAGAAGGUGUUGUGCAAGGCGGCGAUGACGUUGAAGAUCGCCCUUCGAGACGCAAGAGCAGGCUUCACGUUAAGUACGGCCUUGCUGUGCAAGCAGCAGAUGGCGAACGCGCAUUGACGCCCACAAGCAAGGUGCUGGAUGCUUACCCUUCACCGCCUGCAUUCAAACUUGGAAUUGGCAACCGCAGAUCAGUAGACGGAAAACGUCGCAGCAUCGAUGCGGCUGCCUUGUUGGGUGCAUCUGACGACAUCGGUGCCAACGACCCGGUGUUUGUGCUGCGGCAGAUCACACAUUACCAUUCAGGACCUAAAGCCCCUCGACAGAUGACCAACACGGUUGGCGCAAGGGCGCACAGCCCCACGGACAACGUACUUGCUGCGGUGCAAGAGACUCGCCAAACGCAAGGGCAGCCACAUACAAGUCCUCAUCUUGGCGAAUCUAGAGACGUCUCGCAGGCUGCCCAAGCUCUGCCCAACCCCAACCAAGGCAAGACGCCGCAGGAAAUCAUUGCAGCUCAACGAGCCGCAGCGGCAGAACGCAACGCAGCUGUGUUGGGAGCUCAACGCAACACGCAGCAAGGUGUCGAUGUCGUGUUGACCAACCAAGCGCGCAUCCGAUCUUCCAAGCUGGGAUCGUCGAACAAGUUCCGCUAUUCUUAUGUUCCGGCGGACGGACAGGAACGCGAUAUCAGUGCAAUUAUUGAAGAGGUCAUGAAGGACCAGAUGCAGUUAUCGUACGAUACGCACACAACCUCGUCGGUGGACACGGGCCUCAGUCCGAGAGACGCAGAACGGCCAGCGUAUCGCAACAGGAGGAUGCAGAGCGAUUUGACGGCGGAUGACUACGCUUCUGCGCGAAGUUCGUCUGGUGCCGACAGCCCGCUCAGUCUGGACGAGGUCGAUUUUGAGGUUGGUGCUUCCGAUGGGGUGGACAAGCAGGUGAAUCAAAUAGGUGCAGCGGAUGCGCGAGGCGAUCUGUUGGAUACGUUGCUGCAAGCCGGUCCACAGUCGGAUGCGAAAGUCAAGGAGAAGAUCAAUGCGGUGCUGGAUCGCGUGCAGACGCCGACGAUGUCUUCGACUGCUGCACCCUCAAGAGAGUUGACACCGAGCGGCGUACGCUCGGAUUCGGCAGCAGGCGCAUCGACGAGCAGCAGGACAGCACCGGUCGUCGGAGCUUCCGCAGCAGCAGCAGCGGCGGCGGCGGCGGCGGCCACGACAGCAACCGUUGCGCACAACAAGCAGCUCUCUAUCGGAUCUGAGUUGUCCAACUCUCGCGACACAUCUAGCCCGCUCACUGUCGGAACGAGCUCUGCAGCGACGCACGCGACUAACACGACAGGGACGAUGCUGACGCCGCUGUCGACAUUUGUGCCUGCACGCCAAGCGACGGGGAUGCGAUCCGCCUCUGCGCCGAGCCCGGGCACAAGGUCGCGAUCAGUGACGCCGUCUACCUACCCUUCCGUUGCGGCGCUCUCCUUUGGAGCGGACGACGCGUCGCUUUCGCAUUUGUACACAAUCGUUGAUGCUGCGGCACGCCGGGAUCCACGCAAACGGCUGCUCACGCAUGCGUCCAUGUCGUCGAUAUCGUCGGCCUCUCCGAUCCUCACCCAAUCCGCACUCUACGGCAGCGUCAGUGCUGGCUCGAACUCGCGUCCGGGCAGCAAACUCUCUACGCACGCUUCGAAGCUGCAUUCCCUGCUCAUCGAUGAACGUGACGCUCUGAAACCAGAACCAGGCGGUCUGUUCGCUCCCGCAAUGCCGUUCGUUGAAGACAGAAAACUCAGAGAGGCCUACACUGGCAUACAGAGACAGUUGGGCGAUAUCGACGACACUCUCGACUCUCUCUUGGCUGACGUCAUUCGUUGGUUCUAG
Messenger RNA from Mycosarcoma maydis (corn smut), 5055 nucleotides. RefSeq lists its product as uncharacterized. The transcript has a single exon. Gene Ontology annotation, biological process: establishment or maintenance of actin cytoskeleton polarity; signal transduction. Lineage: Eukaryota; Fungi; Basidiomycota; Ustilaginomycetes; Ustilaginales. Gene Ontology annotation, molecular function: protein binding. The record is from RefSeq and is a predicted model, not a curated record. The coding region runs from base 1 to 5055 and encodes 1684 amino acids. Gene Ontology annotation, cellular component: cell tip; microtubule cytoskeleton.